This is a messenger RNA of Cynoglossus semilaevis (tongue sole), 2338 nucleotides long. RefSeq names its product fibronectin type III domain containing 10 (gene fndc10). Lineage: Eukaryota; Metazoa; Chordata; Actinopteri; Pleuronectiformes; Cynoglossidae. The transcript is spliced from 3 exons. The coding region runs from base 418 to 1407 and encodes 329 amino acids. The record is from RefSeq and is a predicted model, not a curated record.
UGUUCACUAAAAAAUCUACAAACAUUUUCAACACGCACGUUCCUGCGUGUGUGCCGGGCGCGCUCCUUUCACAUGCACUCCAAUACAGUCGGCACCAUCAAAGGGCUUUACGUCAAACCAAGCAAGUAGAAGAAGAGGAAGAGGAGGAGGAAGAAGAAGUGUGUUUUGGAAUAAAGACAGAUUUUAUGGCACGACAACCAGGUUCUCUGCUCCGACCGAGACAGGUCAUACGUGGAUCUUUUUCUGGCUAGAAGGACGCAUGAGCUGUGUUGGUAAAUGUCAAUUCGGUCCCAAAUAAAACAUGGACGCGCCGUCUAUCGCCACACCAGUUUUAUCGAGUGCGCUGAAGCGGUGCUGAUCCUGUGGCAGACGUCAGUCCGCCUUGUGCCACUGUGACAGAUUAAAUCAUCGGGUGAAAUGAAAAGGCAGCCUCCAUCACUGCUCGCCUUAUCGGCUCUUAUGCUCUGCACAUUACACCAGACCGAACCUGCUUGGUCCGGCACAUUUCAUGGCAGCAGAUCGGCACCAGCAUCAUCAUCAUCAUCACCAUCAUCGACAACAUCAUCCUCCACAGCGUCCCCAUCAGAGGUGAUGAGAGGCAGGGAUAAUGUGGAGACACUCAAACAGAAACAGACUAACAUCAGCACUAACUAUGGCAAUCAGAGCCAGAAAAGUGGGGUAUCGUCUUCGAAGCUGGAGGCUGGGACAGCUCAGGUGAACACUUUCUCUUUCAACACCAGCAGAGAGAACAUAAGCACUGUUAUGUCUGACUGGGCACCCGGCCGGAGCUCAAAGGAAGAGGCGUCAUCACACUGUGCCUACAGAGUCUUUGAGGGAGGCAUUGGAGGGCAGCUGUGUUUUCGCAACACGCUGCUCGGGUACAAGUGUGAAAAACCGGACUGCAGGACAGUGGUAUCUUUGGGGAAUCUGUUGGCCAACAUACUCAUCAAUGGCAGUGUACUGUUACAGUGGAGCCAAGAAGGUGAAUCCAUAAUGGCUGACCAAGGAAAAACAUUGAAGACAGCAGCUAACAGCAGACGUGGAGGCUACGAGUUAAGCUGCUGGUGGAAUGGCAGUUACACUCAGUUUGAAUGUGCUGGGGUCCAUCUUGGAUCCAGCUGCAGCGACUUUCUCCUGACCGAUCUGCAUGAAAACAUUCCCUACCGACUCUGCCUGCGGUCCCUGUCCCGCUCCAAUCUGGCUCAGAGUGCAGAUCAGCGGGACUGUAUCGAGUUUACCCUACCACCGUCUGGGAUGCAGGACAUUGUUAUUGCCAUGACAACCGUGGGGGGAGCUAUCUGUGUGAUGCUGGUCAUCAUCUGCCUACUGGUGGCGUACAUCACAGAAAACAUCAUGACUCCCACAACUCAGCACACAUAUUCAUAUCGCACUCAUUCAUGUCACUGAUGGUCUGCUAAAAAAAGAAUACACUGACCUACAUGAAAUCACAGCAGUUGCUCAUUGUCCAAAUUACUUUAUACUUUAUAACAGCGACAUUUUUGACUAACCAGAAGCACAAUCUACUGUGGAUCUGAAGAAAAUAUGCCUUUAAAAUCUCUUUGAGAAUGCACUGAACCAAAAGUAACGACAAAAUAACAUUUAUUGAAUACUAAAGUUGACUGUGUUAAAGGUUGUCUCUGACAGAGCCUGUCAGUAUGUGUGCUGGCAACAUUUAUACAGCAAUACAAUUCAGUAAACGGCUUUGAAGAGAUCGCAAACAGCUGUUUGGUAAAAUUAAAAAAUCCGCCUUAGUCUUGUUUCGUUUCAAGUCUGCUAUCAGUAUGUACUUGUACCAUUUGUGGAGGACAAUACAAUGUGUUGUAGAGAGUCUCUAGAUGCUUUGCCAAACAUCUUGAAUAAGAAUGCAUUUAUGUCCUGCUGUCAGUGAAUAAAGUACCAUGAGCUCAUUUUUAAUACCGAGCAUCUGUCAUUGUUUUUCUGUAUGUUAUAAAAGGGCCAGAUCCUUUUUAUUUAUUUUUUUAUGUUAUUUUGCUUAAGUUUCCACAGCAAUGUAGAUAUUUACUGGCAUGUCAACAAAUGGGGGUGGUGGGUCCUAAUAACAUCCACAGCUGUAACAAGCACAAUCAAGUAUGCUAUUUGAAGUAGUCCAAGCCCAUGUGACUCCCAUCAUUUCAAGGAGCCUAAUGCAAUUCUUCCUAAGAGCUUGAGUUCACACACUGAGCCCCUAAAAUGUGGGACAUCUAAUGAGGUCAUAGAGUAAUGAUAAUUAGAUUAGUCUAGACUAUAAAAAGAAAUAUGUGGAAUUAUAAGUUGUAUCUUCUUCUUUAUUUACUUUGCUACAUGUGUAUAAGAAACACGUGUUCAAUGACUACAGCAU